Messenger RNA from Anopheles coustani, 786 nucleotides. RefSeq lists its product as uncharacterized. Lineage: Eukaryota; Metazoa; Arthropoda; Insecta; Diptera; Culicidae. The record is from RefSeq and is a predicted model, not a curated record. The transcript is spliced from 2 exons. Bases 1 to 786 code for a protein of 261 amino acids.
AUGUUUGACUGUAAAGGAUCGUCGCUGUCCGUUGUGUUGUUACUUGUCGUCAUCGCGAUGCUAGCGCCAUCUAGGUGUGAAACCAAGAAGCAGUUCCACAGCCGCUUCUCGAUCAGUGCGAGUCACCGGGUGGUAACCGACGUGGUGUCCCGCGAAGCCUACAUGAAAUCGAUCCCGUUGCGCGUCCUGGACUGCCUGGAGCACGCUUCGCUGCUGGACUGUGGCAAGCUGUACCUGCUGCAGAAUAUGGAAGCGAAAAGUUACCGUUUCGCCAACACCGGCAACCUCACGCACGACAUCCAGCAGCUGCUACUGCCCGGCUAUCGAGCCGCGGACAAUAAACUCUUCAGCGACAAGCUGUUGGCACUGAACGGAACCGACGUGAACCAGCGGCUUGGUCGUGGCCUGCGCCUGAUGCUCCACCAGCGCAUCGUCGAUUUGACGCUGGUGCCGGGUGUGUCCGUGCGACUGACGCCGAGCGACUCCAACCAGCUCGAAUUUUCCGUCCGCAAGGAUGUGGCCGUUGCGGAUGGCGAAGUUGGGCGCGACAAGGCAAAGAAGGGACUCAAGACGGUGCUUCAGUUUAGCGUGCCGUUGAUUCUACUUCCCUCGAUGCUGCUUGCUGGCGUGCUACCGAUGAUCCUGCCCGUGCUCAAGUUUGCCACCAUCUUUUCCAGCAUCGUGAACCACGCGGCCUUGGCAGCGGCCAUCAUGUACUUGGCAAAGCAGCACGCGGCCGAACAGGAGAGCAAGCAGACGGUCUACUUUAACGCCGGCUACAACUGA